CUCCUGAAUUUACUCCAAUCUUCCAUUCCUCUGUUUCCUUCCUUCCAUGUCACCUGUUGGAUUCUUUUCUUUUUUCUUUAACGUACGAGAGAAGACAAUAAUCUAUUACCUAUAUAUAUCCAUGAUCUUAUGAUUCCGUUACAUCUUACUUCUUUCUUCUCCUAACCAAACGUAUCUAUCACUAAACGUGUCUCCUUAUUAACAACCCUUUACCUUCUUCCCAUUGAAAACCCCCACUAAAAAGUUAUUGACUUUUCUUGGUUAAUCUUAAUGGGUUUGCUUCAAUUUCUUCUUCUGACGUCUCCAGAGAAGAUGAGUUAGUCAAUUAACAGCUGCAUUUGGUGAUAUUUGUAAUUAUGGUCACUUCCUGUAAGAAAGGUUGAAACUUGAUCGUGAAUUUUCUGCACAAAGGUAUCGUUAUGCUCGGCAAAUUGGAGUUUUGGAGCAUUUGAUGAUGGGUGUUCAAUGAAUUUCCGUCUCUGACUACCCCAGUUAAGUCUUGCUUCCAUUUCAUGGUUGUUCCAUUUCUGCAAUUGUAACAUGGAUCGGGGAUUUAGAUUUCUGUGUCAGGCAGAAACCAGGAGAUUAAUUUCAUUCAUAGGAAUAACAUUAGCUCUGGUUUUAGUGGUUCAGUAUUCUGAACUUCCAAAUAGUAAAUUGUUAUCUUCUCUUACUGCCAAGAUUACUAGUUUCUCAAUGGAUACAUCUUCGGUUAAUUCUAAAGUGGAGGGUAAUAAUAGACACCUAAAUGGUUCAACUUCAAGCUCUACUCAUGCAUUUGAAGAGAUAGCGAGUAGUCCUCAGGCCUCCCAAUUAGAUCAUGGUAGUAGAAGUUCAGAAGUUCACAAUGGCAGUGGUUCCAUUACCGCCCCUGCUCCAGACAAAGCUAAAGAACUUGAUAGUGUUGUCUUUAACAAUAUUACUACUACAGAUGACAGUUCACUGAUGGGAAGGGUUCAGGGAAAAGAUGUUAAUUUGACAUCACAAGGGGCUGCAUCUUCCUUGUUUGCACCACAGCCUAUGGUACCAUUGCCCAACAGAACUUCCUUAGAUUCAGAAACAGAUUCAAGAAGUCCCAUGAUAUCUCUCACAUCCACUGCAACUUCUGUGAAAUCAGAUACAACCAAUGCAGUCUACAAAGAUGGAAAGUCAGGUUCUUUGCAAGGCAGUAAUUUGACAUUCAAUAAUGGUAAGUCCGUGACUGCAAAGAAUUCCAAAAGGAAGCCAUCUAAAGUUGUUUCAAUUUCCGAGAUGAACUUAUUGUUGCAGCAGAGUCAUGCUUCUUCCCAGCUAGUGAAACCAGCAAGUUCUUCAGCUGUUAAUCUGGAAAUAUUGCAUGCAAAAUCAGAGAUUGAAAAUGCACCCAUCAUUAUGAAUGAUUCAAGACUUUACUCACCUUUAUACAGGAAUAUCUCCAUGUUCACAAGGAGUUAUGAACUAAUGGAGAAGAUGCUCAAAGUUUACAUCUACCAGGAUGGGGACAGACCAAUCUUUCACGAGCCCUUACUGGACGGAAUAUAUGCAUCUGAAGGAUGGUUCAUGAAAUUAAUGGAAGCAAACAAACAGUUUGUCACUGGAGACCCUGAGAAGGCUCACUUGUUUUACAUACCUUUCAGUUCAAGAUUGUUGCAGUUAACUCUCUAUGUACGCAAUUCACACAGACGUUCGAACUUAAUUGAGUACAUGAAAAAUUAUGUGGACAUGAUUGCUGGAAAGUAUCCUUUCUGGAAUAGAACUGAUGGAGCAGAUCACUUUGUUGUUGCUUGCCAUGAUUGGGCUCCUGCAGAAACAAGAGGGCGAAUGCUUAAUUGUAUCAGAGCCCUCUGCAACGCUGACAUUGAAGUAGGAUUCAAGAUUGGCAAAGAUGUUUCUCUUCCAGAAACAUAUAUAAGGUCAAUUGAGAAUCCUGUCAAAAAUAUAGGGGGCAACCCUCCUUCUCAGAGGCCAAUCCUGGCUUUUUUCGCAGGUGGUUUGCAUGGUUAUGUACGGCCUAUUCUGUUGAAGCACUGGGAGAACAAAGAACCUGACAUGAAAAUAACUGGCCCGUUGCCACAUGUCAGGGGUAAUGCAAACUACCUCCAACUCAUGAAGAGCAGCAAAUACUGCAUCUGUGCAAGAGGUCAUGAAGUUAAUAGCCCGCGAUUGGUGGAGGCUAUAUUCUAUGAGUGCAUUCCAGUUAUAAUAUCUGACAAUUUUAUUCCUCCUUUCUUUGAAGUUUUGAACUGGGAAUCUUUUGCUGUGUUUGUCAUGGAGAAAGAUAUCCCAAAUUUGAGGAACAUACUGCUUUCCAUCUCGGAAGAAAGAUACUUAGAGAUGCACAAGAGGGUGAAAAAAGUACAAGAGCAUUUUUGUUGGCAUGCUGAACCUGUAAAGUAUGAUUUGUUUCAUAUGCUUCUUCAUUCAAUUUGGUAUAAUAGACUUUUCCAAAUAAGUUACACGUAAUCAUGUAUCAAUUUUGUAGAAAACUCAUCAUGUAGGAUUUGUAACUUGAUGGUGGUGGGUAGAUUGCCCGAGUUUACAGGUGAAGCAAAAUCAAUAUGAUGGUAGAGACAAAGUUCAUUGCCUGGAAUACCUAUGAAUAUUGAACUUGUUCUAGUGGGUCAUAUCUAUCCCCAGAAAGAAGAAAGCAUAAUAGAGUUUGUCAAGCAUAUUAUUGAUUGGUCGUCUUGGGAAAUCGAGAAGAUAUAUUGAUUUUAAUACUUUUUGAGGUAUUCGGCCAAAACAUAAAAGUGCUUACUAUGUGACAGCAGAAACAGA
Gastrolobium bilobum is the source of this 2757-nucleotide messenger RNA. RefSeq names its product probable glycosyltransferase At5g03795. Gene Ontology annotation, molecular function: glycosyltransferase activity. The transcript is spliced from 4 exons. Lineage: Eukaryota; Viridiplantae; Streptophyta; Magnoliopsida; Fabales; Fabaceae. The coding region runs from base 541 to 2442 and encodes 633 amino acids. The record is from RefSeq and is a predicted model, not a curated record.